AUGUUGAAUAUUGGAGGAGAAGUUGAGUGUAACCAGGUUUCGCAACCACCACCACCACCACCGAUGGCAAUGAACCCCGUGGGGACCCAGCCGGGGGAGCCCCCUGUUAAUUGGAUGCCCGCCCCUCAGGUAGCCGCUCCCCGGGGGUGCCCACCAGGUCUGGAAUACCUCACCCAAGUCGACCAGCUGUUCGUUCACCAGAUCGUCAACCUUAUCGAAAUGUGCGGUGGGGUUGAGUUGACCAACAGAUAUGCCAUCAAGAACAGUUUGGGACAACAAGUCUACUUUGCUCACAAAGAAUCAAGUUUCUGCAUGCAUUUUUGGUGCGGAUUCCAGCGUGGUUUCAUCUUCCAUAUCACGGAUAACAGCCAACAGGAGGUGAUGCGUCUCGUCCGUGAAUUCAAGUGCUGCGCUGGCUGUGGAUGUUGCGCCAACAGCGAUUCAUGUUCCUUCGAAGUCAAAGUAGAAGCUCCCGUCGGAAACGUUGUCGGAUACGUCAGGCAAUCACAAUAUUACUUAGGGCCCAAGUUUGAUAUCCUUGAUGCUGAGAGGAGGCCUGUUGUCAAGAUUAAGGGACCCUACUGUAUGUGUCAAGACAUCGAAUUUGAUGUCUUUACUGGUGACAUGGCCACGACAAUUGGAAAGGUUUUCAAGCAUUGGCCCGGAUGUUACAAGGCUGCAUGGACCGACGCCGAUAACUUUGGUGUGACAUUCCCCGCUGACCUGCAUGUAAACGUGAAGGCGACUCUUUUGGCGGCUGUGUUCCUCAUUGACAUCAUGUUCUUCGAGGGGUCAAAACAAUAACAACAACUAAAUAAAAGG
Strongylocentrotus purpuratus (purple sea urchin) is the source of this 822-nucleotide messenger RNA. RefSeq names its product phospholipid scramblase 1. Gene Ontology annotation, biological process: plasma membrane phospholipid scrambling. Bases 1 to 804 code for a protein of 267 amino acids. The record is from RefSeq and is a predicted model, not a curated record. Gene Ontology annotation, molecular function: phospholipid scramblase activity. The transcript is spliced from 9 exons. Lineage: Eukaryota; Metazoa; Echinodermata; Echinoidea; Camarodonta; Strongylocentrotidae. Gene Ontology annotation, cellular component: plasma membrane.